CCCCCCCCAAGGCAUGUAGCCCCUCUCGGCUGUGGUGGUGCCUCCUCGUCCCUCCUCGUCCCUCCUCGUUCCUCCUCGUCCCUCCUUAUCCCAGGUGGCAGUCGUCAGUCAUGGCUACCCAGCUGCAGAUCUUCGUUCAGGCGCUCUCUCGCCUUCUGGGCUGGAUAUAUACACUCUGCUGGUCCGCAUCUUUCUAUCCCCAGCCCAUCAACAACUACCGCCGACGUUCCACCACGGGACUGGCCAUUGACUUCCCUACUAUCAACGUCCUGGGCUUUGUCUGCUAUACCAUCUACACCUCGGCCUUCCUAUACUCCCCCGUGAUCCGUCAUCAGUAUGCGGCUCGCCAUCCUCUGGCCGAAGAGCCGACCGUGCGCUUCAACGACUUUGCCUUUGCCCUGCACGCCGUCGUCCUGAGCUUUAUCACUUAUACCCAGUUCUGGCCCUUCAUCUGGGGCUUCAAGGUUUCGCGCUUCCAGAAGGUCAGCAAGCCGGUGGCUGGUCUUUUCUGGGGUUCGAUUGUCGCCGUCAUCGUGGUCGUCUUCAUCGUCCUUGCCAAGAGCCCCGAUAAGGGCUACGAACCGUCCUCCUGGGCCUGGAUUGACGUUAUAUAUACCCUCUCUUAUGUGAAACUCGUCAUUACCAUCGUGAAAUACGUACCUCAAGCGUGGGUCAACUAUAAGCGCAAAUCCACAUACGGCUGGAGCAUCAGUCAGAUACUGUUCGAUUUGACUGGUGGUGUCCUGUCUCUCGCCCAGUUGCUUCUGGAUUCAGGCUUCCAGAACGAUUGGAGUGGCAUCGCCGGCAACCCCAUCAAAUUCCUCCUGUCGAACGUCACUAUUUUCUUCGACCUAAUCUUUGUUGUGCAACACUACGUUCUUUACAAGGACGCAGAUGACGAGGAAGGCAAAGACCAGAAUCCAACCGACCGGACUCCUCUAUUGCCCGAGGCCAACGAUCUGCCUCGAGAAGUUGGUGUGUAG
This is a messenger RNA of Aspergillus heteromorphus CBS 117.55, 983 nucleotides long. Its product is annotated as putative L-cystine transporter. The transcript is spliced from 4 exons. NCBI's taxonomy places the organism in Eukaryota, Fungi, Ascomycota, Eurotiomycetes, Eurotiales, Aspergillaceae. The record is from RefSeq and is a predicted model, not a curated record. Gene Ontology annotation, biological process: L-cystine transport. Gene Ontology annotation, cellular component: fungal-type vacuole; vacuolar membrane. Bases 111 to 983 code for a protein of 290 amino acids. Gene Ontology annotation, molecular function: L-cystine transmembrane transporter activity.